GUGAGUGUGGCACUCUCUCUAGUGCCCUCCACGGUGAGUGUGGCACUCUCUCUAGUGCCCUCCACGGUGAGUGUGGCACUCUCUCUAGUGCCCUCCACGGUGAGUGUGGCACUCUCUCUAGUGCCCUCCACGGUGAGUGUGGCACUCUCUCUAGUGCCCUCCACGGUGAGUGUGGCACUCUCUAGUGCCCUCCACGGUGAGUGUGGCACUCUCUCUAGUGCCCUCCACGGUGAGUGUGGCACUCUCUCUAGUGCCCUCCACGGUGAGUGUGGCACUCUCUCUAGUGCCCUCCACGGUGAGUGUGGCACUCUCUCUAGUGCCCUCCACGGUGAGUGUGGCACUCUCUCUAGUGCCCUCCACGGUGAGUGUGGCACUCUCUCUAGUGCCCUCCACGAGUUCCCCGAGAUGAAGAUGAAGCUUUUAUGGUGUGGGAUGCUGGGUCCGUGCCUGUGGCUGGGUGUUAUGAUGUUUGCUGGGGACAACUGCUCUGCCACCAUGAUCUCCCGGACGGAUGUUCCCAGAGAUAAGUGUGAUUAUCCUACACUCCAAAAUGGCAAAGUUAUUCCCUUCAAAAGUACGUAUAAAGUUGGUGAGACUGUGACGGUGCAGUGUUCUAGCGGUAGAUACUUGACCGAGGGCGACUCACGGCUGCUGUGUGGUGUGGGGGGAGAGUGGACCUCGGCCUCUAUCUUAUCUUCCAUGCCCGAGUGUCAAGUUCUGAUGUGCAAACCUCCUGUCCGCAUCGCUCAUGGCUCGGUGCAGGUCAUAGAACAUGAAAACAUUUUGCUUGGAUCUAAACAUCAUAGCUACAAUGCAGCAGACCACUUCCCAGAGGGCAGUGUAGCCGAGUACUCGUGUGACACAGGAUAUUGGCUCCAUUCGUCGUCCCGUGUGAGGCGCACUUGCCAUCGAGGAGUAUGGGCUGGAGACCUGCCUCAGUGUGUGAGCCAAGGUUGCAUGGCACCUGAGCCGGUGAUGAAUGGGUACUACAUAGAGGUGACGGGUUCAUCUGACUUGCAAUAUCCACCAGGAGCCACUCAGCAGUUUGUGUGUCACACUGGCUAUGUGCUACACGGACCCGAUCUCUUCGUUUGUAAGAAGGCCGGUGAGUGGGUACCACGAAGAGAACCACGAUGCGAACCAUCCAAACAGCUCAUUGGCUCAGAACUAUGUGCUGUGCCACCUGAAGUUGUGCAUAGUGUCCAGAAGCUUGUGCGUGGGGUGGUGACCGCUCGUGGCGUUGUUCACGGGACAACAGUGGCAUACAGGUGUCAUGCUGGCUACAGGAAUGUCUUGGCCCCAUGUGUGGCCCAUUCUCUCACCUGCCAUGAAGGACAGUGGCACGGCACUUCUCCUGAAUGUGAGGAAUUCAGCAGCUGCGUGGCUCCCCCAAACAUCGCACACGGUUUCAUGUACAAUGGAGCGGCAUCUUCGUACCCUCUUCAUUCAAAGGUGUACUACUCUUGUGAGUCAGGCUUCCGGCUCGUGGGUCCAUCUGUGUUGACAUGUGAUGACACAGGCUGCUGGACCCCACGCAUGCCACCCGUCUGUCAGUUUGCACACCAUUAUGAAGAUGGUGUUGAGAGUGAGAAGUCUGUCCUGGACAUGCAUACCAUCCUUGUGGCGACCACAGGCAGUGUUAUUGGUAUUUUGCUGAUUGUCCUCGCUCUUAUUUUGUAUCAGCGAGCUGUAAGUCCUAAGUUGGUUCGACUGCAUAACAGCGGAAGUGGAAACGAUCUGCCACCUGUUCAGCAUAAUUGUUCCCCUAAUGCCUCCCAACCACAGCCAGAGCACGACCCUGACAGAGUUGCCCUCAUUGCCUUCCCUGAUGAGGGUGUGCCACCCACAUAUGAAGAGGCAGUAAGACACAGACCAGCAAUCAUGUUCGAGCCUCACGGAGGAAACGCGGGAAGCCGUUACACUCCUCACAAUCACCGAAGUAGAGGACACAGAGUGGUGGUGCCCGGUGUGAGACGAUCACGCCAUAGAGACAACCCAGAUAACAUCUCCUAUCAAUCUAUUGGAUCAGCGCGCCAAUCUUCCAGUACAUCACGCUCAAUGAGCAUGCGCAGCUGGUCAGCUUGUGACAGCCUGGGCUCAACUGAUACUGUGGCAGUGAGUGACUCCACUAAUGUGACAGUCGACACCCAGAGCUCGGGUGGAGCCAGCAGUGGUACCUCACAAGCUCCCUCGUGUCGUGCCUUGGCUGGCUCCCUGGCAUCAUUUGACACGUCUUCUCUGGUUAAUAAUGAGGGAGCACCACUGCUUGAGGAAGCAGAAGGAGACGAUGGAUUUGAUCAGCAACGCACGGAGGACCAGUUCUCUCUCUCUACUCGGGACUCCGACAGCUUGAAAGAUAAUGUCUCUCACACACGGUCUGUUACUGUCAGCCUGCAGGAAUGAUGCACACUAAGGUCUUAUGGUGUCUAUGUUGUCUUGUUACGUCAUAUUGUAAUAGUAUAAUAAGUUUUACAGUAAAGGGUCAUUUAUCAACAUUGCAAUGCAGUACUCACUCUGCCUUUGGUUCAUAAAAUAAUUAUUGCAGUUAAAUAUCAUUUACUGAAUUUCUGGAAUGCUUCUGUAGUGUUUUGCAAAUUCUACAAGCAACAGUGUGAUUAUCCAUGUAACACCUAUGCUCAGACAUGUAUGGUGGCUGCAAGAAAUUAAAGAUGAACUAUUGAUUGGUUGUUGCAAGUCCUCUGGCAUCACAGCAAUGCUACUUUACUUUUAGGCACGAACGAUAGUUCAAUUGGUAUUUCAAAUAGUUCUCCAGGUAGACACUUCGUGGCGAGAUCAACGAGCCUGGUAAUGAAGUUUUGUGCGGGACCUUAUGGACUGUCUUACUAUUGGGACAAGAACGUAACCAUUCCAAAUAAGCUAAAUUGUAUUACAGUAUUUUCAAUGCCUAGGAAAAGUAAAGAUUUAAAAAGCAUGACACUGAAUAAAAUGUAUGAGUUUG
Procambarus clarkii (red swamp crayfish) is the source of this 2959-nucleotide messenger RNA. NCBI's taxonomy places the organism in Eukaryota, Metazoa, Arthropoda, Malacostraca, Decapoda, Cambaridae. The record is from RefSeq and is a predicted model, not a curated record.